UUUGCCACCGGGUCUGCCUUAUAUUCUUUCAUCCCUAUAUUCUUAGAUCCAUGGUCUAUACCUGUUUUCAUCCGUUUAAAUUUCUAACCUGCAUUUAUAUUCUUUGUGUACGGAACUAACUGCAUUAUUAUAAUUUACUGUUUAUGGUUGUAAUUCUUCGUCUAGCUAAAUUUUGAAACUCUCUAAUCGAUAUCCGUUGCUUCUAACAACGGUGCGCAUUUCUUUUGAUAAAUGCUAUUUUCACCGCGCUGGCGGGAAAAACGUAACCUGUCGUUAGACCGCCGAAACUGAAGAUAUUGACGGAUAGAUUGUGAAAUAGUUGAAGUUGAGAUUUGCACGUGUGUACGAUAUCAAAUGGCUGAAAGAUUGGAAGAUCUGAAUUUACCCAAUGCUGUGGUUACCAGAAUUAUAAAAGAAGCUUUGCCUGAUGGAGUUACGGUUGGAAAAGACGCUAGAACAGCAGUAGCGAAAGCUGCGUCUAUUUUCAUAUUGUAUCUCACGUCAUCUGCCAAUAUAAUAGCCAAGAAAGGAAAUCGCAAAACUAUCAGUGGACAGGAUGUUAUUCAAGCAAUGACUGAUAUCGAAUUUGAUCAGUUUGUUGACCCACUGCAAGAUUCAUUGGAAAAUUUUAAGAAGGUUCAAAAAGAAAAGAAAGAUGCUACAUCAAAGAAAAAGCAACAGAAAAAGGAUGAAGAUGAUGCAGGAGAUGAAGAAGAUACUUCUGGAAGAGAAAUUAUAGUUUUCUGAUGCGUAUAAUUGAGCAGUUGUAUAAUUUUUUACCACUUAAGUUAUUAAAAGAAAGGGAAAGGAAAAGAACAGAGAUAUCAAGCGCUCAUGUGUGAACAAUAAUAAAAAUCAUACAUUGAUAUAAACAAAAAAUAUUAAAAUACUUUUUUAAACUCUAUAUUUAUGUACGUCGUUUUGAAUUAGUUGAGAUAAAUGAUUUAAAGAUUGUAUACAAGUGAAUUAUUUGCAAACGAGAUUUUUAUUAUAUUAUUCAAUAGGAAAUUUGUUCACGACUAAUUAACAUAACUAAUAUACAUAAGUGACAAAGAGGAAAAUAUUAGAAUUUAAAUUUCACAGAUGAAAUUUAAAUGAUCAGUAAGGCUCAACUUGAAGGUGUUUUCACAUGGUUAUUUAUAAAAAUUUUGUUGUAUAAAUUAUCAUUUACAAAAGCUUACACGCAACGCUGGUCUCCCAUUAUCGCAUUCAACUACAAACAGAUCUUACAGUCGCUUAUUUUCAUGGUUUCUCUCAUAUAUAUACAGGGUGGACCAUUUUAAUCCAUCCAGUCGAAU
This is a messenger RNA of Dinoponera quadriceps, 1298 nucleotides long. RefSeq names its product DNA polymerase epsilon subunit 3 (gene Chrac-14). NCBI's taxonomy places the organism in Eukaryota, Metazoa, Arthropoda, Insecta, Hymenoptera, Formicidae. Gene Ontology annotation, cellular component: epsilon DNA polymerase complex; CHRAC. Gene Ontology annotation, biological process: heterochromatin formation; leading strand elongation; DNA damage response. The coding region runs from base 355 to 747 and encodes 130 amino acids. The record is from RefSeq and is a predicted model, not a curated record. Gene Ontology annotation, molecular function: protein heterodimerization activity; chromatin DNA binding. The transcript is spliced from 2 exons.